CUCCCCCACCUUCCUUAUCUCAAGAUCUCUUUCUCCAUCUCUAAUUAACUCUGAUAUGGGAAGUAAAAUAGGUCACGUAGCUCCCGGAUUUGGCUUCCUCAUCAUUGGAUUAUGGCACCUCUACAACAAUAUCAAGCUCUUCUCCUACCACCCCAACACCUUUCGUUCUCACUCUUGGUUCCCAUUCCCGAAGUUCCGCCACCUCGAGCUCGUCCUCAUCGCCAUGGGUGGCUGCACUUCCAUAGCCAUGGAACUUUUCAUCGGCCCCUCGCGCCACCAACCUCUCGACGUCGACUUCACCAUCCCUACCAACCACCUGCACAACUUCGAGCACUCUUCAAUCUCCCUUUCUUUCGUCAUCUACGCCGUCUUGGCCAGAGCUUUAGAUCGCGCCGCCCGCCCAGCCGCUGCGCAACCGCUCACUCUUAUUGCAACCACCGCGGCCUUUGGCCAAGAAUUUUUACUGUUUUACCUCCACUCCACUGAUCAUGCGGGGCUGGAGGGACAAUAUCAUUGGCUUCUUCGGAUCGUCAUUGCCGUCUCCUUCGCCACGUCUUUGUUGGGCAUUAGCCACCCCUGCAAUUUUGCGAUCGCGUUCGUUCGUUCCGCCAGCAUUACCUUGCAGGGGAUCUGGUUCAUCUUCCUGGGCUACGCUCUUUGGACGCCAGCGUUCAUCCCCAAGGGCUGCUACAUGCAUGACGAGGACGGCCAUUUCGUCGUCCGCUGCCGGAGCGACGAGGCCCUCUACCGCGCCAAGUCUCUGGCCAACCUCGAAUUCAGCUGGGUUUUCUCCGCCGCCGUCGUCUUCUCAUUCCUCUUUUACCUCUAUUUGAGCAAGAGGUAUGAGAAGGAGCUGGAGUAUGAAUCCAUUGACGUGGAGGAGCCCGAGGAUUCCGAGCUUCGCAAGAAGAUUAACAGUAAGCUUGGCGAAUCUGAUACCUUCGUCUUCAUGGAAAAGGUGAUGAGUGCUGUUUAGUAGAUUACCGAAGAGACAAAUUGUACUGUGAGUUGCUUGCAAUUGUUCUUCUGGUUUUUUUUUUUAGGCAAGUGGAUGAAUGGAUUUUAUGGAUCUUCAAUUUUUAAAUUGUUGAUGGUUUGGUGUACGUUGAUGUGAUUCCAUGUGAAGAUAAUGGAAAUUGAAAAGGUGAAGAUUUGCUUUCGAUCUUGUCGGUCUGAUGAACUUUUG
Messenger RNA from Dendrobium catenatum, 1186 nucleotides. Its product is annotated as transmembrane protein 45B-like. The coding region runs from base 56 to 976 and encodes 306 amino acids. NCBI's taxonomy places the organism in Eukaryota, Viridiplantae, Streptophyta, Magnoliopsida, Asparagales, Orchidaceae. The record is from RefSeq and is a predicted model, not a curated record. The transcript is spliced from 2 exons.